AUGCCUUCAUAUUAUAAAUGGACUACAUUUAAAAAAACAAUGAGAAAUAGAAAUGAUUAUCCUAGCUUAAAAGUGUCAACACAUCCAUUGAAAGUAGAAAUAAUGAGUAUGAAACAAAGCAAAACUUUUAUUGAAAGUGUAAAUAAAUGGAGUGCAGCAUUUGAAGAGAUAGAUCCUUUGAUGAAAUUUGAGAAAAUGAAUGUUGACGAGGAUGUUGGUCCAACAACGGAUGGAGAUAUGAGUACUGAUUAUACAAAAUCUUGGAGCAAAAGGAAAACACACAUUUUAAGUAAAUUUACAACAGGAGAAAAAUUGACAAUUGUUAGCAGUUUCUUACCAGGUGGAGAAAAAGCUCUUAUUAGGCAAGUAUCAAAUUUAAAUGAGAAAGUAAAACAUAGGUUGGAGCAAUUAGACGAUUUUGAUGAAGGUUCAAUAAGGAAGACAAUGGGUCUUAGUCAACAGGAAUUUAUCACUAAAAUAAACAUGUUAGAUGAUGAAAUUACAAAGGCAUGGGAUUCUGAACAAAGAGUAAAGGCAUUUAAAAUUUGUAUACAGUGUUCAAAGUUACUUUCAGAUGUCAAUGUGAUGCAAUUUUAUCCAAGUAAAUUUAUACUGAUCAAUGACAUACUAGAUAAUUUUGGCGAUUUGGUAUUUCGCCGAUUGCAAAAAAAGAGUUGUGGGGUAGAUGUACAAUCACCAUUAGAUAUUGAUUCCAGUCUUGUCCCAGAGACAGCCAAAGAGACAUGUCAGAACUGGAUGUUUAAAAUGGCUUCAAUUAGAGAACUGCUGCCACGCUUAUACAUGGAAAUGUCUUUGUUGAAAUGCUAUGUCUUCAUAAAUAAGGAUGAAAUAACAUCGGCAAUAAAAAGGCUUACCACAAUGAUCAGAGGCAUUGGGAAUCCACUGGUGGCGAUUUAUUUAAGAGUUUAUUUAUGCAUUGUUGCUUCUAAACUUUUAGGCAAGCAGAGUGAGCAGUUCUUUCAUCAAAAUUUAAGAGAAUUUCUUGAUGAAUAUCAACAGAUUUUCCACCCAAUGAUGAAGAAGAAAUAUGAAACACAACUUUUGACACUCGAUCAAUAUCUAAAUCUCUAUGAGCCCGCAGUUAAUUGGUUGAUGUUAGGAGCGUUAAACCACCAUAAUUCCAAACCUGCUCUUUUGAAAGUAUUUCUCGAUCAAUGCGAUAACAUGGAAAAUAAUGAACUUUUAUUAGCUUGCAUUGUGUCGUCAUUCGACUCCGAGAGUAUUAUCGAACACUCGGCAAGAAUUUUAGAAUCAAUACAAAAAUCUGCCGAGAAAAUGGUACUCCUUAGCCACGUGUUGGGAUCGUUGGGCGAGCACCUUUGUAAUGCUGGCAACUACCGAAGGUUGCCGUCGGAAUCAUUGAGUCAGACCUGGUGGAAAAUUGCGAGCAACAUCAGAUCGACUGUCAACUUUCUACAAGUUCUCGAACCAUGGCUACAGUUCGCGUGCACGCGAUUGUCUACUCAGCACACGAACAUCAUUCUGCGAGGCACAAUUCGAUUCUUGCUCAAGGGCGGCAAGCCGGCUGAGGAAUUUUCAUCUAACUUCCAUUUAGUGAUCAGAAGAAUGCUGAAAUCCAUUCCUGAUGUGGAAGAAUUGUUUUUGAUGGACGCCUUUAUGCCAUUGCUGGAGUUGGUGCAAACAUCGAAUGCCCGGACGGCCAUAGCGAAGACGGUACUCUCUAUAUUCUUCGAGCGAUACAGCGCGGUGCACGUCGACGACCCGAUCCUGAUCUCGAGUCUCAUGAGACUCUGCUGCAUACUGCACGAUGCCAUCACCGCGGUCACUGUGGAGGACGAGAGCAAAGCGUGCGCCGAUUUGAUAAUUAAGUACGUGUACGCGGUAAAGCAUCAGGACGACUUUGAGCAGCAACUCAACUUUUACGUGGAGUGCCGUUCUGCUUUCAUCAAACUCGAUGCAGUUCUUGUUGCGCUGGUUCACGCCGUGAACGCGCUGGCGUGCCGGGCGAGCCGCGAGCGCGAGCGCUGGCUGCAGCGGGCGUGCGCCGCGUACUGCUUCGUGACGGUGCCGUCGCUGCGGUGCCCCUCGGCGCGGGCGCACCUCUACCUCGAGUCGGGGCAGGCGGCCCUGCUCGGCGGCUGCAUCGGCCAGGCUGAGGCCAAUUUCAAGGCAUUGGUCGGUAUCAUACCCGACAUCCCAGAGUUCGUGCAAGAAGACGGCCAAAAAAAGUCCACACACGACAGAUUAAUUGGCCUCCUCAGCAACUUUCUCUCUACAUUACUAAUAUUGCCUGAUAACGUGGAUAGUAACUGCAAGGCCUACGUGCUGAGCGGUUUUAUAAAAACUAUGGAAAGGAUACACUGGAAGAAAACGGAUCCGUUGUAUUAUAACUUGCUCCUUAAAACUUUGGAUUUGCUUUGUGAAAUGGCUCAGGAGAAAUAUACCUAUCACAUAGACUUUGUUAUAUCCAAUGACGAAUUAUACGGCUCCGAAGAGGAAUUCAUCGACAGUAUCGAGAAGUGCUCAACGAACAUUUGUCAGGAGCUGCUGGUUGUCCUCAAGCUGCUUGGCAAUAAUAAGGAGUCGAAGAAACAGUACAAUUUGGCCCUGGAAUUGUUUUGGCGAGUGACAAGGCGCGGAGACCUAAGAGAGCCGGCCAUGUCGAGUUUAGCCUACAAUUUGUGGACGUUGUCGCAGAAACUGCAGGAUUCGAAUAACAAGUUAGCGAAAUCAAUAUUGCGAUCUCUCGAGGGGGAGAAGGAUCCAGCAGUUCACCAACUUUAUGAAAAAUUAACACAAUUAUAUGAUAUCCGCACGGUCCAUGAUGCUAAUUAUAAAGUUUUUAAACCUGAAGAAAAAGACGAGGGAGAAAAUAUUUUAGCAGCCUUAAGAAAUGAUCCUACAGUGGCUGCUUAUUUUAAACCAACAGCAACGAACGUUGAAGUAGCACAUCCCUUUGAUUACCGCAAGGAAGAAUUAAUUGAUAAACCUGAUGACGAAAAAAAAUACAAGAUACAUACUUACAUUACAGGACCAUCUCGAAUUCGGCGGUACGCUGGGGGAAAGAAAAAAGAAAACUUGAGAAGAAACAGCGAAGAAGAUGAAGAUCCUUACAAUUAUAAAGCGGAAUAUAUCUCAAGACCUAAAGCCUUUGAUGAAAGUCCAUACAGUAGUGCAUAUAAAGAAGAGAAAAAUCCCAAAAAUGAUUACGAAUACCCUUAUAGUUAUGACUCAGGAUACGAUCACAAGGAGUAUGAAAGAAUAAAAGAGUUAUCUGAAAAACAAGCAGCAGAAAUCAAACAAAAUCCCGGCAACUGCAAAGAAGUAAAAAAAGACGGUAUGACGUGUAUGUCUUGUAAAGAUCCUAAAACAGGUGGUAACUAUGAAUCUUGCUCCUAUGUAACAGAACCAAAAAACAAUAAGUACGCCUACUCAAAAGAAAGAAAAUUUGACAGCAAUGAUGAACCAGAUGAACCUGAAAAUGAGCAGAAAGCAGAAAGGUCAGAAAAAUCACAAAAAUAUCAAGACGAUCAGAAAGUAAAAGAAAUUAAUGACAGUGAAAAGCCCUACGGUGAUUACAAAAAAGCAGAUGAAAAUGAUGGUGAGAGUCCUGGAAAAUAUAAAUCAUACUAUGUACACACAUCGGCUCCUAAGCCGAGUGAAGCUUUGCGUCUUGCCGAUGGUGAGGAAAACUCUGAUGAAAAUAAAGAAUCCCAUAUCAAGCCUUAUAAUUAUAAAAAGGCCCUGCCCGGUUUUUAUACCGACAAUGAGCCCAAAAAAGACGUAGAGCACGUUUUAGCUGAAUUCAAAAAAAAAGAUCGCUCGGCGUGUAAGAAAGUACAAAAGAACGGUAUGACUUGUUUUCAGUGUAUUGAUAAAAACGGCUUAAAACAUGAAGAAUGUAUGUUUGUAUCUGAAUCUGCACCCAAAGAGAGCCAUCUAGCUUAUCAAGAAGUAAAGGAAUUUACAUCUAAGCCUGCUACACUCGAAGACGGAAAUCAACCAGCUGAAAGCCAAACUGUAACAACCACUGCGCCUGUACAGAAAUCUGCUUCGUACGUUGUUGCUAACGGAGGUUACGGGAAGAAGUUAAAACGCAAAAAAGCUUCCCAGGGUGGCUUAGUUGUGGCUGCUGCUAAUCCUGUUUUAGCUGCAGUACCCGAUGUAUUAUCAUCGGUUCAGCAACCUGUAAAGUCGCAUAAAGUUAAAAGAAGUGAGGCAUCUGAACCCGAAUCGAACGCUGAAAUUGUUGAUGAAACCAACAUAGCACCUCCAGAAGAAUUUGCGGGCACGAAUUCUAAGGGCGCUUUCUGGGCUGAAACUAUGCCCCGAUAUAGUGCAGCUUUAGGCGUCACCCUGCCAGAAUAUAUGCUUUCAAGAUCGGAACAUGAAGCUCUAUUUGACGAAGCUGUUGCGGGAGCG
This is a messenger RNA of Iphiclides podalirius (scarce swallowtail), 4404 nucleotides long. NCBI's taxonomy places the organism in Eukaryota, Metazoa, Arthropoda, Insecta, Lepidoptera, Papilionidae. The record is from the annotation of a GenBank genome assembly.